AUGCCAACGACUAUCCCGUCUUUUGGGCCCAUAGCCAAGAUUGCCUCGAGACAGGCUCAAGAAGAUGGCUUUGGGUUGUCGGUCUUAGACGGAAAGACCCGGCUCAUCGGGCGCUUGGGAACAACUAGUGAAGAGGAAGAAGAGCAAAUCAGACUGUUUUUCACAGAGGUUGUGGACCGAAUGCACUCCCGCGGGUCUUCAUCUUUGUUCAUUACCGACUGCCAACGCUUCCUGGUUGUGCAGAGGCUCCCAGACCUCGAUGAGCCCAAAUCAUUCCACUUCUCCCUCUCUACCCUUAUCGGCAAUGCAGGUCCACUAGACCUCAACACCCCAUCCGACGAUCUUUCACCCGCCCAUCAACCCAACCUCCUGACUGAACUUCCUAUUGGCCGUUACUCGAUUCACCUUUCGGGCGACAAGGAAGCUCGGCCGGAUUUACUGAUCCAUUCGUAUCCUCUCGCUAUCCGAGACGGGAACUUGAUCGGUCCCCUGGAUCCCGAGUCAGCCGUUUUACCUUGCCUUACUUCAUUCCAUUCUUCAACAGCUUCUGGUGACGGCGAGACUGGACAGCCGGGACCCACUGUCAUCAGCAAUCUCCAGAUCCAUGAGCCUGUUGGAAUUGGUCGUCUCUGGGAUUCCUUCCUUGCGACUUUGGAAGUAGCUGAAGAGGGUCUGUUUGAAGGCAUGAAGAUCGGGCAAAAAGUAACUGUAAUCGCCAAGAUCACAUCUCCAUCAUCAUACAGCGGCUACCCUCGAGACUUUCCGCAACAAACUGCUCGUGAUGCUGUCCUCAACAAGUACCGCCUCUACUCUACACGCCUCAAGCACUUGCAAGGCUCGGUGGUACCCAGGUGUUAUGGUCUAUGGGGUGGGGUGUUCAAGGCGAAGAGCCAGUGGGAUAUUGGGAGGGAAAUCUGGGUUAUGCUCAUGGAAUAUGGGGGCAAAACCCUAGAAGAUGUCUACGAUGCGUUUACAGGUGUCGAUGAUCCUUCAGCCCGUCGCGAGCUGUUAAGACAGUACGAGCGACUCCACCAAGCAAACGUUUUACAUCAAGACAUAGACAUUCGACAUUGGCUGCAGAGACCGGGCGGAGGCUGGAUGAUCAUUGACUUUGAUGGCGCGAGAGAAUUGACGGGCGCUCAGGAAGACAAGGAGGAGAAAAAAGAGGAGAUGCGCAGAGUCAAUUUCGAGCUGCCGCAACUUAAUCGGUCAAUAUCGUCUUCCCCUACAUAUGAGCACAUAUGA
Cryptococcus wingfieldii CBS 7118 is the source of this 1245-nucleotide messenger RNA. RefSeq lists its product as hypothetical. The coding region runs from base 1 to 1245 and encodes 414 amino acids. Gene Ontology annotation, molecular function: protein kinase activity; ATP binding. The transcript has 4 exons. Lineage: Eukaryota; Fungi; Basidiomycota; Tremellomycetes; Tremellales; Cryptococcaceae. The record is from RefSeq and is a predicted model, not a curated record. Gene Ontology annotation, biological process: protein phosphorylation.